This is a messenger RNA of Helicoverpa zea (corn earworm), 3428 nucleotides long. It is a transcript of the gene spir, whose product is annotated as protein spire. The record is from RefSeq and is a predicted model, not a curated record. Lineage: Eukaryota; Metazoa; Arthropoda; Insecta; Lepidoptera; Noctuidae. The coding region runs from base 464 to 3043 and encodes 859 amino acids. Gene Ontology annotation, biological process: actin filament network formation; intracellular transport; cleavage furrow formation. The transcript has 19 exons. Gene Ontology annotation, cellular component: cytoplasmic vesicle membrane; cell cortex. Gene Ontology annotation, molecular function: actin binding.
CCAAGUGAGUUGCUCCCGGGGUACACAGGCUGCGGGCCGGCUAGUGAGCUCCUGAUGGAAAAGCCGGGAAACUAGGAAGUGGUUCCGGGGCUUGGCGCACGUUAUCGCGGAGGCUGGGGCCGCGCGCCGCCAGUCCGCGCCGAGCCGUCGCCGCCGCACCACGCGUCACGUGUCGCCCCGGCCGCAGCGCGCACGCGCCAACGAGAUCGCGACAACCCAAAACAUUACGAAAAAAAUUCACGCCACCCACUUGCCAACGAAAAGUGACAGUGACGUUUCGGGGGGGAGCACGGUGACAAUAACACGCAUUUGUAUUAUGUAGUUUACAAAAAUUAUUUACAUGAUUCAGUGAAAAUUUUCAGUGAUACGAUCAACUGGUGAAUUGAGUGCGAUCGAUAGGUGUCGCAGUGGUUGUGUUGUUGGUUCCGAGGAUGGAUGGUGGUGGGCCGGCGGGCUAGGCGCGAUGAUGCGCAAGGAGAACGCCGGCGCUCCCGGCGGGACGGAGUUCUCGCUGGAUGCGGCGGACUGCAUCACGCUGCAGCAGAUACUGCAAGCGUUCAACUCCACCAUCAGCGAGGAGCACGCGUGGGCGCUGUUCUACCAGGCGGCGCGCUGCUUCCAGAAGUGCCUGACGGACGGGCCCGCCGGGUUCCUGGUGACGGAGCCGCGCCAUGUGCUGCUGCACAAGGACGGCACCGUGCACCCCAGCACGCUGCUGCAUCCAGGAGAUGACAGCAGCAGAGAGGAGGUGUCUUCAGAGCAACAGUUGGUGGUGAACUUAGCACUGGUGAUUUACCACGCGCUCGACUACACACACUCGGAGGAUGAGGAGCGGCUUAUCUCGCCGGACCUUGAGGGUCUUAUCACUGAGAUGACGGCCUGCGAUACUACAGAUGAUGACGAGGAAUGCGGCGCCCUCUCCGAGGGUUCGGAGACGUCGGAGUGCGGGCGCGCGGACACGGACGACGAGGGCAUCGAGCGCGACUCCGAGCCCGCGCCCCGCAGGCGGCGCCGGCGCAGGCGGUUCAUGCUUAAGGAUGUCGUUGAGCGCUGUGUAUGGCACUGCGGCGGCGGCGGUCGCUGCGCCCGCGAAGCUGCUGCAGCGCACUACCGCGCCGUAUGCCGCGCCCUCGUCGCCGAAGCCCUGGAACUGGCCUCCUUCCUCGCGAGGGUCCGCGUCGGAGGCGCCAGAGACAUGGGAGCCGCUGAGGACUCCGCCGCGCAUCUCGACACGUUACGGUUUUCAGACUGGUCAAACCGAAGGAUAUGGAGAGCAUUACAAGCGCGGUUUUGGAUGCAAGUCAUCGGUGAACUGAGGAUGGGGGUUAAAUUAAAGAAAGUUAACUAUUCAAGGACACCAAUAGAGUACGAGUUAACGCCGUACGAAAUAUUAAUGGAUGACAUUAGAUCCAGGAGGUACACGCUAAGGAAAGUUGAUGGCGCGAUACCUCCAAGUGUAAAGAAAGACGCUCAUGCAAUGAUUCUCGAAUUUAUUAGAAGUAGACCGCCUCUUAAAAAGGCAUCAGACCGCAAAUUGCCGCCUCCUCGUCGGGAGAUAACGCCACGGGAAAAGCUUCUCGCUUCCAUCCAAGUCGGGAGACAACUACGACCCACUCCUUACUCCAGACGAUUAUCUACCAGUGGUACCGGCAGCGGUCCUGGUGGGGGUGACACGAGGCGCGGCGGUGACGUCACGCCGCACGCGCAACCCCAGAGGCGACUUAUCAAAGUGGACUUUGAUAAUCUAGAGGACGAUGAAGAUGAAGAUGACACAGAAACGUGCACGAGUCCGGAAGUAUGCGCGCCACAACCUUUCCCAAGGCAUACGGCACCACAGCAACAAACUACUCCCAAACCUUGGAAAAGGACCGAGGAGACGCCCCCCCGAGCGCCGCCGCGCACGCGAAUCUCCCACGACGAGUACCACCAGUUCUGCGAUGAGACCCUCGAAUCAUACGAUCUGGCAACGCAGUGUCCGUCACGGCGCGCGUCCAUGAGGCGUCACACCGUCACGCACGCUGUCUGCCCACCCACCGAUGGAGCUCAUUCAUUGCCACAUUCAAGGCCGGGAUCCCGUGCGUCAUGCGCCGGCGCAGCUUCCCUAGCAAGUAGCGACGCGGACGCUCAACUCGGAGAACUAUCCUGGUCUCGAUCUAGUUUGCAAGACGAGCUCAUCAAGUCGGUUAGUGGCAGCCCCAACCAUGGCUCGCAUAAACAGUGGCAGGACGCCAUAAUGUCUGACGACCGGUUGUCUCUGACCCUGGAAGAGAUUGUCCACAUCAGGUCUGUGCUGACGAAGGCGGAACUAGAAGUCCUGCCAGUUGAAGGCAGGGUUAAAGAAGACGUGGAAAAGAGAAGAGUAUGCUUCUUGUGUUUGAAAACAAGAUUCGGAAUUUUUGGUCCUUGGGGCCAGAAGUGUAAAUUGUGUAAAAAGACUGUCUGUCAAAAGUGUUGUUCAAAGAUGCGUAUCCCAACGGAGCACUUUGCGCACGUGCCGGUGGUGCUGCUGAGCCCCUCGCUGCUUCCUUCACCAGAGGACGAGGCGCACUCCUCCUUCCCCAGGAGCCUCAUGUCCAGGCUCGUGUCUCCUGAGUACUCGAGCAUGGUGGAGAACAGCGUGGGCAGUGCACCGAGCAGCCCGGCAGCCACGCGGCGCGCGAGUGGCGCGGCGUGCGCCGGGCCGGUGUCGCUGGCCGCCGCACACAGCGCGCCCGGCUCCCGCGGCGGCUCGGCGCUCGGCUUCUCCGACCAGCUGUCCGUGCCGCCGCACUCCAUGUCCCGCAGCGUGGAGGGCCCGCAGGCCAUGUCGCUUGUUAACACGCCGCCUUCUACUUUAGAUCGCAGAGCGAGGUACGGUCGCAGCACGACGGGCGUGACGGCGGCGGAGCGGCUGCGCGGCGUGCAGAUGGCGGUGUGCCACGACUGCAAGGCGAUGGUGCUGCAGAUCAUCAAGUCGUCGCGCGCGUCGCGCUCGGCGUCGCGCGACCGCGCGCUGCGCCACCUCACGCUCGACCUGGCGCCCGUCUACACCGCCGACUGUUAGUGCGCGCGCCACGCCGCCACCCGCCAGUGGUUCCUGUGACCUGCACCACCCCACACCACUCACGAACUCGACCACACCAAGCGAGUGCCAUCAAAAAUUUUCGCGAACCCAAACGUGAUCGGUCAAGUGAUUCAGCUAAAAACUUACAGUGAUACAAAACAAUUUCGGUUGAAUGUUGACGUCACAGUGUUCCCGCGCUUGCUGGUGAAGCUGGUGCGUGCACCACACAGUCGGUCCAGUGGAGAUACUAGAGUUGAGCUGUACGUAUUUCUGCUGCGACGCAACAUAGAACAAAAUAUUCGAAGGAUCGUCAAUACCUUCGCCUUAAGAAGCUUACGAAAUAAUUGUACAUUUUUAUUUUUCCUUAAAUCUAUGUUUUGUAAUA